Messenger RNA from Acanthochromis polyacanthus (spiny chromis), 1377 nucleotides. RefSeq names its product solute carrier family 35 member A4 (gene slc35a4). The transcript has a single exon. Gene Ontology annotation, cellular component: Golgi membrane. Lineage: Eukaryota; Metazoa; Chordata; Actinopteri; Pomacentridae. The coding region runs from base 11 to 988 and encodes 325 amino acids. Gene Ontology annotation, biological process: pyrimidine nucleotide-sugar transmembrane transport. The record is from RefSeq and is a predicted model, not a curated record. Gene Ontology annotation, molecular function: pyrimidine nucleotide-sugar transmembrane transporter activity.
GUCAUUGAGGAUGAUUGUGAUUCAGAAUGUGGGGCCCAGUUCCCCAGCAAGGAUUAAGAGACAGUGGGUGAAAAGGAUUAAGUGGGGUAUCCUUUUGGGACUGAUGGUCCUCAUCUAUGGAACUCAUGCCCCUCUCAUCACUAUCACCAAAGUAAAUGGUCAAGUCCCUUUCAACCCGUCCUCAUGUGUUGUAAUGAUUGAGCUAGCUAAACUCCUCAUCUCGCUGGCGACUCUUCUUCUAACUGGGGGUAAAUCAGCCUUAUAUGCUCCUCCACGCCUCGCCCUUGUUGCCCCCUACGCAGUCCCUGCCAUACUCUACGCCCUCAACAACAACCUGGUCGUUCUCAUGCAGGCCUACAUGGACCCGAGCUCAUACCAAGUACUCUCUAAUCUUAAAAUCGCCUCCACUGCCCUGCUCUACUCCAUCUGUCUGGGCAAGAGGCUCCAGCCUGCUCAGUGGUUAGCCCUGGGGCUGCUCAUGUUCGCAGGGGCGUUCCACAGCUACAGCAGCCUGAAUUUAGAGGACCCCGUGGGGAGCGAAGCUGAGGAAGGUCCCAGGCUUCAUAUCACAACUUGGGGUCUUUUCCUGGUGCUGGUUUACUGCUGCGUUUCAGGGCUGGCGGCAGUUUACACCGAGAUGGUGCUGAAGAGCCAGAAGCUGCCCCUCAGCCUGCAGAAUCUCUACCUCUACAUGUUUGGUGUGGCCAUCAAUGGACUGUCCUCCUUCUCUGCUGUAGCUAGUGACAAGAGCUUUCUGGAGGGCUACUCGGGGGUGGUUUGGACCAUCAUAGCGGGACAAGCAGCUAAUGGACUCCUGAUGUCUGUGGUGCUCAAGCAUGGCAGCGGGAUCACCAGACUGUUUGUCAUUUCCUGCUCCAUGCUGGUUAAUGCUCUGAUGUCUUGGGUCAUCUUAGGUUUGCAGCUCACUCCUUUUUUCCCCCUGCCUGUUACUAUGAUUGGACUGGCAGCCUACCUUUAUUACAGAUAGGAGAGUCUUCAUCAAAGGAACCACACUUUAGACUAUGAGAUUAACUUUCAGAUGUGGUUUGUUUUCUGCCUUCUGUCCAUCUGCCUUUUGAGCCUUGAAACAGGAGGUUUUUUUUCAUUUUGAAUCCAACCCAUGUGUUUGAUUUGUAACCGUAUCAAAUGUUAACAGUCACGUUAGCCGAUGCCGAAUUUGACAGUUUAAAUGACACAAAAGUUGACUUUAUUAUUGUUACACUGUUGCAGUAAAUUCGUAUUAUAAUGGAUAAUAUAUCUUGAGUUAAACAUUUCUGAAGAGUUGCUGCUAUUGUAAUUUUUUCUUUCAUAUCACAUUCUUUGCCAAGCACAAUGUCAGAUAGCGUGUUAUUAAACCAAUAAACUGGAAAAAAAACA